Molecule: messenger RNA, 851 nt
Organism: Scomber japonicus (chub mackerel)
Lineage: Eukaryota; Metazoa; Chordata; Actinopteri; Scombriformes; Scombridae
Gene: mblac1
Product: metallo-beta-lactamase domain containing 1
Exons: 2
Coding region: 34-699 (221 amino acids)
Source: RefSeq, a predicted model, not a curated record
ACCUCUUUCUGUAGUUCAUUGAAGCAUGUGAGCAUGAUGGGGACAGACGGUAAAGAUCUGUCUGCUCACAUCCAGAGAGUUCCGCUGUGUGAGUCCCAGCUGGACUUCUCUGGUCAGCCGUACUCCGUGUCCGUCCUCAAAGUCGGAUACUGUCUCCCUCAGUCCGACGGUACGUUUAGAGCCGACGGGACGAUCACCCUCAUCACGGGACCCAGAACUAUUCUGGUGGACACCGGGGGCCCGUGGGACCGAGACUUACUUCUGUUCACGCUGAAGGAGAGGGGUCUCCUUCCAGGAGAUAUUAACUUGGUUGUGGGCACUCACGGACAUUCAGACCACAUCGGGAAUCUGAGUCUUUUUCCAACCGCGUUGAUAAUUGUAGGAUAUGAUAUCAGUGAAGGGGACACAUACCGUCCUAACAACCUUGCAGAAGGACAACCAUACUGUGUGGAUGAGCAUGUGUCUAUCAUUCCCAGUCCUGGCCACACAGGACAAGACAUCAGCGUCCAGGUUAGGGGAACUGCAGCAGGCACAGUACUUGUUGCAGGGGACUUAUUUGAGUGCUGCUUAGAUGAGGAGAGCUGGCAGGACCUUAGUGUGAACACUGCAGUGCAGGAGGUCAGCCGCCAGAGGGCGCUGCAGACUGCCGAUGUCAUCAUACCAGGACAUGGACUCCCAUUUAGAGUGCUCAGGAACUGAAGAAGCGGGUCUGGACAGCAGUGACAUUAACUGGAACUGCCUGACAAAACUUGACCAUACUGACAGUCUGACUGGUUUCACUCCAACCAAAGUUUACACAGGGCCAUGCUGAUGAGCACAUCAUCACACAAAGAACAGCAAUUCUUCAGUUA